Messenger RNA from Nannospalax galili (Upper Galilee mountains blind mole rat), 2895 nucleotides. RefSeq names its product protein kinase C delta (gene Prkcd). NCBI's taxonomy places the organism in Eukaryota, Metazoa, Chordata, Mammalia, Rodentia, Spalacidae. Gene Ontology annotation, molecular function: ATP binding; diacylglycerol-dependent serine/threonine kinase activity. The coding region runs from base 416 to 2446 and encodes 676 amino acids. The transcript has 20 exons. Gene Ontology annotation, biological process: protein phosphorylation. The record is from RefSeq and is a predicted model, not a curated record.
CCGGGCGGUCCCUCCCCGGACGCCGGGAAGUUCCUGAUCAGCCCCGUGCCGACUCCGGUCCUCUGGCGCCGGGAGCCGCGCCGCAAGCCAGACCCCGACCCGCCGGGACCCCUAGCGCCUCGGCCCAGAGCUGGGAGGUCUGCUGGGAAUUGGUCCAGGCAAGGGUGUUGGACCUACUUAGUUCUGGUGGUUGGUGAGUAGCAGCAGCAGCAAGAACCAGGACUGAGGAGAAGCAGGAGCUGGGAGGCCCAGACUUUGCUCUGAACCUCCUAAGGAUGGAAACAUAUUCUGGCCUGGUUCCUUGCUAUUGUUCCCAUCCCCUCCUCGUCUCCCCAACCAUUGUGCCCAAGGGUACUGUGGCAGGAAAAUGUGUAUUUGAUGCCAGAACCUAAUCAGUCUUGUUGCAGGCCUCACCAUGGCACCAUUCCUACGCAUCUCCUUCACUUCGUAUGAACUGGGCUCCCUGCAAGCGGAGGAUGAGGGAAGCCAGCCCUUUUGUGCCGUGAAGAUGAAGGAGGCGCUCAGCACAGAGAGAGGCAAGACACUGGUGCAAAAGAAGCCCACCAUGUAUCCUGAGUGGAAGUCAACAUUCGAUGCCCACAUCUAUGAGGGCCGUGUCAUCCAGAUUGUGCUGAUGCGGGCUGCUGAGGACCCAAUGUCUGAGGUGACUGUGGGUGUGUCAGUUCUGGCCGAGCGCUGCAAGAAGAACAACGGCAAGGCUGAGUUCUGGCUGGACUUACAGCCUCAGGCCAAGGUGUUGAUGUCUGUACAGUACUUCCUAGAGGAUGGGGAUUGCAAACAGUCUAUGCGUAGUGAGGAGGAAGCCAAGUUCCCAACGAUGAACCGACGUGGAGCCAUCAAACAGGCCAAAAUCCACUACAUCAAGAACCAUGAGUUCAUUGCCACCUUCUUUGGGCAGCCCACCUUCUGCUCUGUGUGCAAAGAGUUUGUCUGGGGCCUCAACAAGCAAGGCUACAAAUGCAGGCAAUGCAACGCUGCCAUCCACAAGAAAUGCAUUGACAAGAUCAUCGGCCGGUGCACUGGCACUGCCACCAACAGUCGAGAUACCAUAUUCCAGAAAGAACGCUUCAACAUCGACAUGCCACACCGAUUCAAGGUUCACAACUACAUGAGCCCUAACUUCUGUGACCACUGUGGCAGCUUACUCUGGGGACUCGUGAGGCAGGGGUUAAAGUGUGAAGAUUGUGGCAUGAAUGUGCACCACAAAUGCCGGGAGAAGGUGGCCAACCUAUGCGGCAUCAACCAGAAGCUCUUGGCUGAGGCCUUGAACCAAGUGAGCCAGAGAUCCUUGCGGAAGCCGGACUCAGGAACAUCAGAAAGUGUUGGAAUAUACCAGGGAUUUGAGAAGAAGCCAGGAGUCACUGGGGAUGAUGCCCCAGACAACAAUGGGACCUAUGGCAAGAUCUGGGAGGGCAGCACCCGGUGCAACAUUGAGAACUUCACGUUCCACAAAGUGCUGGGCAAAGGCAGCUUUGGCAAGGUGCUGCUUGCAGAGCUGAAGGGCAAAGAACAGUUCUUCGCGGUCAAGUACCUCAAGAAGGACGUGGUAUUGAUUGAUGACGAUGUGGAGUGUACCAUGGUGGAGAAGCGGGUGCUGGUGCUCGCCUGGGAGAAUCCCUUUCUCACUCACCUCAUUUGUACCUUCCAGACCAAGGACCACCUGUUCUUCGUGAUGGAGUUCCUCAAUGGGGGUGACCUGAUGUACCACAUCCAGGAUAAAGGACGCUUCGAACUCUACCGGGCUACGUUUUACGCGGCUGAAAUAAUCUGUGGGCUACAGUUUCUACACAGCAAAGGCGUCAUUUAUAGGGAUCUGAAGCUGGACAAUGUGAUGCUGGACCAAGAUGGCCACAUCAAGAUAGCUGAUUUCGGGAUGUGCAAAGAGAACGUAUUUGGGGAGAGCCGGGCCAGCACUUUUUGUGGCACUCCUGACUACAUUGCCCCUGAGAUCCUGCAGGGCCUGAAGUAUACAUUCUCUGUGGACUGGUGGUCCUUUGGGGUCCUCCUCUAUGAGAUGCUCAUUGGCCAGUCCCCCUUCCACGGUGAUGAUGAGGAUGAACUCUUUGAGUCCAUCCAGGUGGAUACGCCACAUUAUCCUCGCUGGAUCACUAAGGAGUCCAAGGACAUCAUGGAGAAGCUGUUCGAGAGGGAGCCAGUCAAGAGACUGGGAAUGACAGGAAACAUCAGGGCUCACCCCUUCUUCAAGACCAUCAACUGGCCCCUGCUGGAGAAUCGGAAGGUGGAGCCACCCUUCAAGCCCAAAGUGAAAUCCCCUUCAGACUUCAGCAAUUUUGACCAAGAGUUCCUGAGUGAGAAGCCCCGCCUUUCCUACAGCGACAAGAACCUCAUUGACUCUAUGGACCAGACUGCCUUUGCUGGCUUCUCCUUCAUGAAUCCCAAAUUUGAGCAACUCCUGGACAAGUGAGCUCCCAGACCUUCUCUACAAGCCCCAGCAGAGCAGGCCAGUCUGCCCUGGUCUGCAUCCGUGCUGCCCACAGUGAACAGCGGGUGACUGGUUGAUUGCUGCUUCUCCCUCUUCGUCCCCAGAGGGCUUGGCUUCUUCUAGCUGGGUUCACGGUACUUCCUCUGUGAACUGUGUGUGAAUUUGCUUUCCCUCUGCCUUCAGAGAGAAAUUGUAAAUUCGGUAUUUCAUUACUUGAAUGUAGGUAUUGAAAAUACAUAUAUUAUAUAUAUAUAUAUAUGCACGUAUAUAUAAUAGGCUGUAUAUAUUGCUCAGUAUGGAAAGCAUGGAGGGGACUGCUGAUGUGUUGACCUUUUUAAAUAUAUGUAUGACCAAAAGAAAAAAAAGGGCACAAGCUGUUUGAACUACCAGGUUCUUUUAUGUGUGUCUAAAUAAACACUGAAUGGUACCAA